Molecule: messenger RNA, 1296 nt
Organism: Fusarium redolens
Lineage: Eukaryota; Fungi; Ascomycota; Sordariomycetes; Hypocreales; Nectriaceae
Exons: 1
Coding region: 378-1193 (271 amino acids)
Source: RefSeq, a predicted model, not a curated record
UAGAGCCUCCUGCUACGCAAAUGGAAAGUUUAACCAUUUAGUUGGCAAAGCCCUCCAAGCCAUACCCCGCCCCAGCGAUUGAGGCACUAGCGCCUGAAUGAGAGACGCUGGCAGCUGCCCAGCAAGUUAAAUAUCAACUAAGAGUGCCAUUCUCUGGCCGUACGUCCUGCACAUAAGACAGUUCUUACCACCGCCAACUUAUCAUUUACAGGAGCCGAUAUACUCAGCUAUAUGUCGAGCUUCUAGAGUAUUGAUAAAUAUGGUGAAGAGAAUGUGCAGUUGCAGAUUACAAACCUAUCUAUCAUUUAAAAACCACUUCACCAGGCCAAUUUCUUCCCAGCACCCUCUAUAAUCUCCAGUAUCUCCUUUAAACUACCAUGGCUCCGCUCUAUAAGAAAGCACUCAUUAUCGGCGCUACCUCGGGUAUCGGGGCGUCUCUUGCAUCUAAGCUUGUUACGAACGGCACCAAAGUUAUAGUAGUGGGUCGCCGACGGGAUCGCCUGCACUCUUUCGUGAAGGCACACGGCUCGGACGUCUCCAGUGCCGUCGCCUUUGAUAUAACGAAUCUGACCGGCAUUAAAGCCUUUGCUGAUAAUAUCAUCCAGUCUAAUCCAGAUCUUGACUGUGUUAUAAUCAGCUCGGGUGUCCAACGUGGCUUCAACUUCUCACGGCCCGAGACAAUAAACCUCUCACUUCUCGGGGAUGAGCUUACGACGAACUAUACUUCCGCUGUUUAUCUAACAACAUCAUUCUUACCUCAUCUCAAGAAUGAGCCUCAUGGAAAUAUAAUAUAUAUCAAUGCUACUCUCGGGCUGAUCCCAGCUAUGAUCCGGACACCAAAUUAUAAUGCUUCUAAAGCUGCCCUCCAUGCCUUUGUCAUGAGUAUUCGGUAUCAGCUCCGACAGGCUGGCUAUUCUUUACGCAUUGUGGAAGUAUUCCCGCCUGCGGUACAGACAGAGCUAUAUGACGAGAGGAACCAGCCAGAUCUAGUCAACGGGCGUGAAAUCGGCAUGCCAUUAGCUGAAUUCAUUGACCAAAUGUAUGAUGGCCUGGCUAAAGGCAGUGAUCAAUUCGCCAUUGGCCUGGGAGAGGACCUCUUUAAGGAGGGCGGAUGGGAGUAUCAGCGGGGACAAAUGUGCGAAGAGGCGCAAGAUUACUUCAAGGAAGCGAUAACGCAGUAUGAAAGGAAGUAAACGAUUAAAGGGCUCCGUAUAAAUGCAUCCUACAAGAUGCAUAGAAGGACCGGAAGUGUAGUUAUAUUAAGUAAACUUAUAGUUCUUAUGUAUAAAAUACAAC